AUGUCUGGACCAGGCGCCGGCUUCGAGUACCCGCCCGUCGAGGUGUCGUGGCUCAAGCGAGAUGUCUUGCUUUUCGCUGUCUCGAUCGGCUGCACGUCAGCCGACGAGCUACACUUCGUCUACGAGCUCAGCCCAAAAUUCGCAGUCUUCCCAACAUACCCUAUCCUUCUCCCAUUCAAGAAAACAUCUCAAGAAGUAAUCGACUUCUACGCCGCCCAAGCCGCCAUCCCUAUCCCCGGCGUGCCCAAAUUCGACUCCCGCCGCGUGCUCGAUGGCCAACGCCUCAUGCAAUUCCUCAAGCCACUCCCGCCUACGUCCGAGGGCCGCAAAUUCGAGCUGCGCUCAAAAGUACUGGGCGUCUACGACAAGGGUAAGCCCGGCACCGUGGUUGAGACAGAGCAAACGAUCGUUGAUAAGGAGACCGGUGAGGUCUACACAAGAGCAGUCGGCAGCGGGUUCUUUGUCGGACAGGGCGGUUGGGGUGGGCCGAAGGGUCCUGCGACGGAGAACUUCCCACCACCGAAGGGUAGGGAAUCGUCGCCGGACGCUGUGGCGGAGCAUCAGUGGACUGAGGAUAGUGCGCAUUUGUACCGAUUGAAUGGCGACUACAACCCGCUCCACGCCGAUCCCGAGCCAGGCAAGAAGAUGGGCUUCGGCGGCGCCAUCAUGCACGGUCUAGCAUCCUGGAACGUAUCCGCUCACCUACUGCUGAAGCAUCUGGGGGGCAGCGAGGCCGGAAACAUCAAGGAGUUCCAGGCCAGAUUUGCGGCGCCCGUAAAGCCGGGUGACAAGGUCGUGGUGGAGAUGUGGAAGACGGGCAAUGUCAAGGAUGGGUGGGAGGAGGUCAGGUUCCAGACUAAGGUCGGCAGCAAGGUGGUGUUGAGCAACGGCAGGGCACUGAUGAAGGUAGUGGGUGUCAAGAGCAAAUUGUAG
Molecule: messenger RNA, 933 nt
Organism: Cyphellophora attinorum
Lineage: Eukaryota; Fungi; Ascomycota; Eurotiomycetes; Chaetothyriales; Cyphellophoraceae
Product: Peroxisomal hydratase-dehydrogenase-epimerase
Exons: 4
Coding region: 1-933 (310 amino acids)
Cellular component (GO): peroxisome
Source: RefSeq, a predicted model, not a curated record